Anthostomella pinea is the source of this 246-nucleotide messenger RNA. The record is from the annotation of a GenBank genome assembly. NCBI's taxonomy places the organism in Eukaryota, Fungi, Ascomycota, Sordariomycetes, Xylariales, Xylariaceae.
AUGCCCCCCUUGCCCGUCGCCCUCGCGUCCCUCGUCGUGGUACUCGAUAUCGAGGUCUUCCUCGACCGUCACCCGGCACCCCUCGACGUCGGACCUCGUGGUUCGCCUAUACCUGAUGGUCGUGACGCGGCGCAGGGGCGAGCGACCGUGGCGCAAGGCGCUCGGGGCGAGGUUCGCGGGCGGGUGCGGAGCGAAGCGUUUGAAGCCAACCGAGCGAUGCAGGUGAUGAUACCCAGGAGAAGAUAA